Messenger RNA from Scaptodrosophila lebanonensis, 14188 nucleotides. It is a transcript of the gene Dhc1, whose product is annotated as dynein heavy chain 5, axonemal. The coding region runs from base 1 to 14121 and encodes 4706 amino acids. Gene Ontology annotation, molecular function: dynein light intermediate chain binding; dynein intermediate chain binding; ATP hydrolysis activity. Gene Ontology annotation, biological process: microtubule-based movement. NCBI's taxonomy places the organism in Eukaryota, Metazoa, Arthropoda, Insecta, Diptera, Drosophilidae. The transcript has 37 exons. The record is from RefSeq and is a predicted model, not a curated record. Gene Ontology annotation, cellular component: dynein complex.
AUGUUUGUACAAAAAAGAAAGCUUGUCGAACAUGUCCUGGCAAUGCGCGGUGGAGGCGACUCCAGCAGCGACGAGGAGGAGGAGGACGAGGGAGACAUUUUGCAGCGACGACGGGAAGAAUGCGAACGCAAGGCUCGGCGUGGGGAAAUGGACCCCCGAUUGGAGUUCACGUUCCAGCUGCUGAUUGAUGCCACACAACUGCCCAGGCACCAGCUCAUGGAUUACAUAUUUGAAGGGGACAUGCUGGACGAAAUCAAUCAGCUCUUCCUACCGAACAUGAAGAACAAGCUGCUCUGGUUCUAUCAGGAAGUGGACGGACAGGAGCCACAGCCAGUUCUGGACGCCAAGCCGGGCACAUCGCGCUCGGGCAUGGCAUCAAGCAGCUCCAAGACACCGCAGGGCGGUGCCUCGCCCAAUGGAUUGCCUUCACAAAAGCAAAAGAAAUUGUUUCUCACGGAUGGAUGGACCUGCGCUUUCACCGGAGUGUGCAUCUAUAUAUUUCGCGUAAAUACCUCCAAGCAGCUUCCCGAAGAAGGAUUUCAGAAGGACCUAUACUGCGGUGUUAUUGAUGCGAAAAAUAUUGGCUUGGUUGCAUCUAUUGAGCGCAUAGUCGAAUAUGUAUUCAUGCAGGCCUUGGCCUUUCCCAGUCUGGAGGCUGACGAGGAAGACGUCAGCUGCGGUCUCAUCAAGGGUCAACUAUUGCCUGGACUUCGAUCGUUCUGUAGUGCUCUGCGAGUUUGUGAGCAAGUCUGUGACCAUCAUAAUGUCUUCGAUGACAAAUGCGAUAUGUUCGAGAAGAUAGAUUUGAUCGACGAAGUCAAGGAUAUGGCAAAAAAUCAAGAAUUCUGCGCGCAGCUCGAAGAGCGAGUAAAUAACUGGAUGAAAGGUAUAUUGAAAAUACUGGGAGAGAGCGAGCAACUGCGAAAGGAGAACGACUAUAGUGGGCCGCAGGACGAGCUGGAAUAUUGGAAAAAACGUGGAGCCCAAUUCUCCCAGCUCUUGGCUCAUUUGCAGGACAAGGAGGUGCAAUUUACACUGCACUGCCUCUUCCUGGCUGGGUCCCGAGUGAUGCGCUAUUGGAAGGAAACUGACCGCAAGAUCACCUUCUGCUACAAUGAAGCGCGCGACAACUCGAAGUUUAUUCAGGCCAUGGAGACCUGCUGCCAUUCUUUGUAUUUGGACGAUCCCGUCAGUAUGAAGGAGUCCAUACUGAGUCUCCUGCAAACUGUGCGCCUCAUCUACAGUGUCUCGCAGUUCUACAACACUUCAGAACGGACUUCGGCGCUAAUGGUGAAGAUCACAAAUCAAAUGAUCGAAACUUGUAAAUCGUAUAUCACCUGCCGGUGCAAGGAGACGAUCUGGUCCCAGGAUCGCAACUUGAUUCGCACCAAAUUGAGCAACUGCAUCAAGUUGAAUCAUAUAUACCAUGAAACCUAUUACACCGUGCGGGGACAACCCUUUCUACCAGACCAGACACCCUUUGGAUUUUCAGAAAAUUUCGUUUUCGGCAAAUUUGAUACCUUUUGUGAGCGCUUGUCGAAGAUAAUAAAUAUGUUUAAUCUGAUCGACGACUACAAUCACCUCUUUGAGCGACGCCUAGAAGGACUGUUGCUGGGCGAGGCUCUCGAGGAGGCCUCUAACCAUUUUGAAGAGGCCAAGAAAGAGGUGACAUCUAAGAAGUAUGACUAUCUGGAUCAUCGGAAUAUGGACUUCAACGACGAUUUUGACCGCUUCAUUAACAAAACUUGUACCCUUAAGGACACAAUUGCCAUGCUGAUUGAAACGAACUUCGAAUCUGUUUGGGAAACGCCUCAGUGCAUUCGAUUUCUUGGGCGCUUCGAAAAGGUGAGCGAAAAAAUACCUUUGACAAAAAUGGACGAGAAGUACAUGCGUGUUAUGCGCUAUGCGGAAAAGGAGGUGGACCGUGUUUUAAAGACGUUCCGGAAGCAGCGGGACGAUCCGCCGUUGGCGCGCAACUUCCCGCCUAUCGCGGGGCGUAUUCAUUGGUGUCGGGCCUUGAACUUGCAUAUGAACGAGCUGGUGGACGCCGUCAUGGACCAUCCGGUGCUGAACAAUUUGCCUAUAGCCAGGGAUCUGGAUGCGCGCUUCAAUAAUGUGAAGACUGUGUUGCGGGAAUAUGAAGAUGAAAUUGUGACUAUAUGGUUGGACCAGGAUGUAAGCGUUGCGGAUGCGUGUUUGCUGCAGCCCCUUCUUUGUAUGCAGGGGGAUCGGCUUUUUGUCAAUCUCCACCCCACUAUUCCAUUGCUUAUACGAGAGGCAAAAAUGCUGGCAAAGCUGAACAUUGAGCUGCCGAUUGUUGCGGCGACUCUAAUGAGCCGACAGGAGCUCUUCAUUACCAUUCAAGACUCUUUAAAUAGUCUUGUCAAAAUGUUUCUUUCAACUGUCCGAGCUGUGAAACUGGAGGUACGACCAUUAUUUCUCCCUCAACUGGUUCGUUUGACAGCCAUGCUCAAUCCGGGACUGCAAAAAAUAAACUGGACUAACCACAACUGGACGCAAUUCUACGACCGGUGCAAGCAAGCUAUUGAAAGCUUUGAAGUUCUGGUGGCCCGAGUUCAUGAUAUUUACUCAAAUCGCAUACUUAACGUACUCAUGUGGAUGCAGGACGUAUCGCUGCAGAUACUACCAGGAGAUGAUGAGAUUUGGACGGUGGACGAAUUUCUGGAAAAGAGUGAAGAGUCAUGCAGAAAAGCUGCUAUCGAACUUAAUCGUAAGAGCCAGAUGGUGUCAGAGGCGGUUGAAGAGAUUUUAAGUCUGGUGGACAAAGCCACAGUUGUAUUCAAGGAAAUAGCUGGGAACGAUGUGAUUACAUUAUUUGAUGCUGCAGCGGCCAGCAGUUCCGGUGGCGGUGCCGGUGGUGGAGGAGGAGGAGGUGGUGGAGGAGGAGGACAGCAACAGGACUGGAGCAUAUUAUGGUCCUGCUUUGAAAAUCCUUUGAUACUACUGACAACGACAGACAGCUUGCCGAAAGGAAUGCAGGACAUGGUGUGUAAUGCUGUCGUCGAAAUGCGCCGAUACUAUAGUCGUAAGGUAAUCGACGUACUGAUUAAGGUAAUACGCGCCGCAUUGGACACAAUUCGACGCCGCUUCAUAGCCGACGAGAACGAAACAGCUACAAAGAAGCCGAUUUUCGCACUCCAUGCCAGUUUGCAGAUCCCGAACGUCCUAAUAAAGCCCAACUUGGACGAGCUGCAAGAAAUUUUGGUAACAGCGGGCAAGAAUAUAACGGGAAUUGCCAAGGGUGUGGCUCAAUGGUCCAGCGGCAAAGAUCCACCACAAGUCUCCAUGACGGUGCAACCGCGCACUGGGCGGAACCACAAUGAGGGUAACAACAAGAAUCGUAGGCGUAAGAUCUAUUGCCUAGCGUCGGAGGAGAAGCCACAGAUGCCGCACAUGCUCAAGUCGUUUUAUUCGGCUAUUAUGGACAACAAAGAGGUGGCCAAAGCCUUCAACCAGUUGUCGAGCUGCACCAAAAACAUCAAGCCCGAUAUGCAAACAUAUAUCAAGCGCUGGAAACCAUACCAUUUCCUGUGGAAAAACGAUCGCACAACGCGACAACUAAUGGACUUCGGGCUGCAGGAAUUUGAAUCUACACUGCGUUGUCUCUCUGAUUUGGAUACAAACCUACUGAUGGAGCCGGACGUGGAAAUUUUUGGCCAGUGCAUUGCUGUGUACAAUGAAAGGCUCAAGUAUGGUUUGGCGAUCGAAAUAAAAUCAUGCAAUCACAAAAUCGGACAGGCAAUGAAGAAGAAGUAUAAGAAGGAAAUGGAUUACGUCUAUGCUGUCAUAAACGAAAUGGAUCGUAAGCUGGAUAGACCCAUACGAGACCUGGACGAUGUGCGUAUGAUAAUGGAAACACUGGGAAAAAUUCGCGAGCAAGAGGUUGAUAUGGAGUUACGGAUUGAUCCAAUAGAAGAAGCUUUUAAUAUCCUCACGCGUUACGAAGUACAAGUCGAUCGGGAACAAUUCGACUUGGUGGAUAAUCUACGGAUCACUUUCCAGAACCUGCUAGCUUGCGCCCUGAAGGCUCAAGUGAAACUACUGGAAAUGCAACCGGCUUUCCAGGAUGAUUUGCGCACUAACUUGGACAAUUUCAAGCUGGACAAAAUAUCCUACGUGACGGAGUAUCGUACUGCAGGCCCCAUGCAGGCCGGUUUGACACCACGGGAGGCCUCCGAUCGGUUGAUACUUUUCCAGAAUCGUUUUGAAGGAAUGUGGCGUCGCUUACAGACUUAUCAAAGUGGCGAGGAACUCUUCGGUCUACCUCAAACAGACUAUCCAGAGCUAGGUCAAAUACGAAAAGAACUUAAUUUGCUGCAAAAACUGUACAAGCUCUACAAUGACGUGAUUGAUCGUGUCAGCAGCUACUAUGAUAUUCCGUGGAGCGAAGUCGACAUCGAAGAAAUAAACAACGAGUUAAUGGAGUUCCAAAACCGUUGUCGCAAACUACCGAAGGGCCUUAAAGAGUGGCCCGCUUUCCAUGCUCUGAAGAAGACCAUCGACGAUUUUAACGAUAUGUGCCCCCUGUUGGAGUUGAUGGCGAAUAAAGCCAUGAAACCACGCCAUUGGCAAAGGAUCAUGGAUGUUACUCGCUACAUCUUCGAGUUCGACUCGGAGGGUUUCUCGCUUAAGAACAUAUUGGAGGCGCCGCUAUUGAAGCAUAAGGAGGACAUCGAAGACAUUUGCAUAAGCGCGAUGAAAGAGAAGGAUAUAGAGGCCAAGUUAAAGCAAGUGACAAACGAGUGGUCAGUCCACGAAUUACAAUUCAUGAGCUUCAAUAAUCGUGGAGAGCUCUUAUUGCGGGGCGACACCACUGCCGAAACGAUCGGACAGCUGGAGGACAGCCUAAUGGUACUUGGCUCUCUGCUUUCCAACCGAUACAAUGCACCGUUCCGCAAGCAGAUACAACAGUGGGUUUACGAUCUGUCCAACUCCAAUGAAAUACUAGAGCGGUGGCUUCUGGUGCAAAAUAUGUGGGUGUAUCUGGAAGCCGUGUUUGUGGGUGGCGAUAUUGCGAAGCAACUGCCGAAGGAGGCGAAAAGGUUUUCGAAAAUUGACAAGUCUUGGCAAAAGAUAAUGCAACGGGCGCAUGAGACGCCGGGAGUGGUUGCUUGCUGUGUGGGUGACGACUUGCUAAAGCAAUUGCUUCCCCAUUUGCAAGAGCAGCUGGAGAUAUGUCAGAAAUCCUUGAGUGGAUACCUAGAACGCAAGCGCAUGAUGUUUCCACGCUUCUUCUUCGUGUCAGAUCCAGCUCUACUCGAGAUACUGGGCCAAGCUUCCGAUUCGCACACCAUACAAAAUCACUUGCUCUCGAUCUUCGAUAAUACGCGACACGUUAAGUUCCACGAUAUUGAGUAUAAUAAAAUGAUGGCGAUUAUAUCGAGUGAGGGCGAAAUGAUUCAGUUAGACCGAGCGAUCCGAGCUGAGGGUUCUGUCGAGACAUGGCUAACUCAAUUGCUGGUCACAGCACAGCAGUCACUGCAUUCGAUCAUUCGUACCGCAUAUGCGACAAUAAACGAUCCAAAUUUCACGCUAUUGGGUUUUCUGGAAAAGGUUCCAGCUCAAAUCGGGUUAUUGGGUAUACAAAUGGUUUGGACGCGCGAUGCAGAAAUGGCGCUGAUGCAGGCCAGGCAUGAGAGGAAGGUCAUGUCUGAGACAAACAAUAAGUUUUUAGAAAUGCUUAAUACGCUUAUAGAUCAGACAACGCGGAAUCUAACAAAAAUGGAGCGAACGAAUUUCGAAACCUUGAUCACGAUUCAUGUCCACCAGCGCGAUAUUUUCGAUAUUUUGUGCCGCAUGAACAUCAAGUCGGCAAACGAUUUCGAAUGGCUGAAGCAGUGUCGUUUUUACUUCAAGGAAGAUUUAGAUAAGACUUGGAUUUCCGUAACGGAUGUUACGUUCACCUACCAAAAUGAGUAUCUGGGAUGUACAGACCGUUUGGUCAUCACACCUUUAACAGAUCGCUGCUAUAUAACUCUGGCCCAGGCCUUAACACUGAGUAUGGGGGGUGCGCCAUGUGGCCCUGCUGGCACUGGAAAAACAGAAACAGUCAAAGACAUGGGGAAAACGUUGGCUAAAUACGUUGUUGUAUUUAAUUGCUCCGAUCAAAUGGAUUACAGAGGUCUUGGUCGUAUCUAUAAGGGACUUGCCCAAUCAGGAAGUUGGGGCUGCUUCGACGAGUUCAACCGCAUUGAGUUGCCGGUUCUGUCAGUCGCCGCUCAGCAAGUGGCCGUCGUACUUACUGCUAAGAAGGAGAAGAAGAAAACGUUCCUUUUUACCGAUGGAGAUACUAUUGAGAUGAAUCCUGAAUUUGGAAUUUUUAUAACGAUGAAUCCAGGAUAUGCUGGUCGAAAGGAGCUACCAGAAAAUUUGAAAAUACAAUUUCGCACGGUUGCCAUGAUGGUUCCGGACAGGCAAAUCAUUAUACGGGUGAAGCUGGCCUCGUGUGGCUUUCUUGAGAAUAUCACGCUAGCCCGAAAGUUUUACACACUUUACAAAUUGUGCGAGGAGCAAUUAACCAAACAGGUGCAUUAUGAUUUCGGACUUCGUAAUAUACUUUCUGUGCUGCGAACUUUAGGAGCCGCCAAGCGAAGAAACUCGAAGGAUAGUGAGAGUACGAUUGUAAUGCGCGUCCUGCGAGACAUGAAUCUCUCCAAGCUGAUUGAUGACGAUGAGCCACUUUUUAUGUCGCUAGUGUCGGACUUGUUUCCAAAUCAGACUCUUGAGAAAACCAACUACCACGAGCUAGAAGCAGCAAUUUUGCACCAAACAAAUGAAUCUAGCCUGGUCUAUCAUCCUCCAUGGGUUCUGAAACUAAUCCAGCUGUACGAAACGCAAAACGUUCGCCACGGCAUAAUGACGCUGGGGCCGACUGGUGCAGGAAAAACCACUUGUAUUCAAACACUUAUGAAGGCAAUGACCCAGAUGGGUGAUAUCCAUCGUGAGAUGCGCAUGAAUCCGAAAGCAAUAACAGCUGCACAGAUGUUUGGCCGCCUGGAUGUGGCCACUAAUGACUGGACUGAUGGUAUUUUUUCAGCUCUUUGGAGAAAAACUCUCAAAGUUAAGAAUGGCGAGCAUGUCUGGCUGGUCCUGGACGGACCGGUGGACAGUAUCUGGAUAGAAAACUUGAACUCAGUUUUAGAUGACAACAAGACGCUCACCUUGGCAAAUGGAGAUCGUCUGACUAUGGCUCCAACUGUGAAAAUCAUUUUCGAGCCGCACAAUAUAGAUAAUGCCUCGCCGGCGACUGUUUCACGCAAUGGAAUGGUUUAUAUGAGCUCUUCGGGUCUAGACUCACGGCCAAUCGUUCAAGCUUGGCUAAAAAACCGUGCCCCCGGGGAGAAGUCAAUUUUCUCAGAACUAUUUGAGAAUACAUUCGUGGAAGUGUAUAACUGGGGCGUGCAGAAUGUGAAGCUGCAAAUGCCAGUGCUUCAGUGCAAUGUAGUGCAACAAAUGCUGUUUGUAUUGGAGGGGCUGAUACCCGUGAAGAAGGAGGACGAGCAAGCCGUCAGUUUGUCAAGCAAGGAGAGUCACGAUGCAGCUAGGCGGUUAGAAGCACAAAAACCACUCGACGAAGUACGAAGGCAUUCAAUUAGCAGUCAGGUUGUUGAAGAUGUUCCAGACGAGAUCGCUUUGGAGGAAAAAGAGGACACCUGCACACCUGAACACUUGCACCGCUUGUAUAUAUUCGCGCUCGCCUGGGGCUUGGGCGGUUAUCUCUCUACUAGCGAUCGCGUCAAAAUGAAUCUGUUUGUUAAGGAAUCGUUUCCUAAUUUAGACUACGCUAAAGGUAGUGCUCAAGAAAAUAGCAUAUUCGACUUUUUCGUUUCUCCAACGGGCAUGUGGCAGUCAUGGAAAACACUCGUCACUCCCUACAUGUAUCCGGAGCUUUCCACACCAGACUAUUUGGGAAUUUUGGUGCCUAUUGUGGAUAAUGUGCGCAUCGAUUACCUAAUAGGUACCAUUGCCAACCAGGAGCGUGCCGUGAUGGUGAUCGGCGAACAGGGCACGGGCAAAACAGUCAUUAUGAAAAACUUUAUGAAGAAAAUGAAUUUGGAAACAUACAUGGGCCGGUCAUUUAACUUUUCUUCGGCUACAAGCCCAUACCAGUUUCAACGUACAAUUGAGAGCUAUGUGGAGAAGCGUGUUGGAGUCACAUUUGGGCCACCCGGUGGUCGCAAGUUGAUUGUUUUUAUUGAUGACAUCAAUUUGCCCGAAAUAAAUGAGUGGGGAGAUCAAAUAACAAAUGAGAUUGUCCGCCAAUCCAUGGACAUGAAGGGUUUCUAUAGCCUGGAAAAACCGGGUGACUUUACAACUGUUGUAGACGUACAGUACGUAGCAGCAAUGGGGUUACCGGGUGGAGGGCGCAACGAUAUACCAUCGCGCCUGAAACGCCAGUUUUGUGUCUUUAACUGCAACAUUCCCGACAAUGACUCCACCGAUAAGAUAUUCCGCGUCAUUGGCGAAGGUCACUAUAACGCCAAGCGUGGCUUUCUGCCCGAAGUUCGCAAUCUCAUCAAAAAAUUGAUUGUCGUGACACGACAUCUGUGGCAGCGUACACGGGAAAAGUUGUUACCUACGCCUGCAAAGUUCCAUUACGUGUUCAGCUUGCGCGAUUUGUCACGUAUCUGGCAAGGCAUGGUUGGUACUUUAUCCACAGUUAUCACCUCGGAAAGCGUGCUCAUGGCAUUAUGGAAGCAUGAGUGUACUAGGGUAUUUGCCGAUCGAUUUACCACGUUUCAGGACAAGGAGUGGUUCGGCUCAGAGCUGUCUUGUCUUGUUCGCGAAGAACUCAGUGAAGCCCAUUCUCAAAUGAUAAUUCCGAAUCCGGUGUUUGUCGAUUUUAUGCGCGACGCACCAGAACCUACGGGCGAGGAAGGCGAAGAUACCGAUAUGGAGCUGCCAAAAGUAUACGAACCGGUGAACUCUCAUGAAGUGCUCCGCGAGCGUCUCGUUAUGUUCCUCGCCCAAUUCAAUGAAAUGGUGCGAGGGUCUGGAAUGGAUUUGGUGUUCUUCCCGGAUGCGAUGCUGCACUUGGUGAAGAUCUCCCGGAUCAUUCGGCAUCCGAGAGGAAACGUCAUGCUUGUCGGGGUCGGAGGUUCCGGAAAACAGUCGCUGACGAAAUUGGCAUCGUUUAUAGCUGGCUACAAAACAUUCCAAAUUGCGUUGACGCGUUCGUACAAUGUGGCCAAUUUCCUGGAGGAUCUAAAGCUGCUCUAUCGAACCUGUGGUGUGCAGGGUAAGGGCACAACCUUCCUCUUCACUGAUAUGGAUAUUAAAGAAGAAGGUUUCCUGGAGUAUUUGAAUAACAUACUCUCGAGCGGCGUCAUAUCAAAUUUAUUCUCGCGCGAUGAGCAGGCCGAAAUCGUGCAAGAGUUGACGCCGAUCAUGAAACGCGAAAAUCAACGCAAAACAGCGACCCCGGAAAGUGUGAUGGAAUUUUUUUUGGCCCGAACUUGCACCAAUCUACAUGUGGCCUUUUGUUUUUCACCUGUUGGCGAGACUUUCCGAACCCGCCUCCUGAGGUUUCCAGCAUUAGUGUCCGGAUGCACUAUAGACUGGCUGCAUCCUUGGCCAAAAGAUGCACUCGUUUCGGUUGCUAGACACUUUCUGAGUAACUUCGAGAUUGAGUGUACACCGGCCAUCAAAGAAGAACUUGUUAACGCACUUGGCUCCAUUCAAGAUAUAGUCGCCGAAACAUCUCAUGAAUACUUCCAACGUUUCCGUCGCGCCACGCACGUAACUCCCAAAUCCUACCUAAACUUUAUUUCGGGCUACAAAAAUAUUUAUCAGCAGAAGCAGAAAGAACUGCGCGAUGGUGUGGAAAAGAUGGAUACGGGCUUGGAGAAACUUAAGGAGGCUUCCGCCUCUGUUGAGAUACUUAAAAAAGACUUAGUUGUGAUGGAGGAAGAGCUUGUAGAGGCGUCUAAGAAUGCAGAAUCCGUAUUAGUUGAGGUAACUGAGCGUGCAAUGCAAGCGGAGAUUGUCAAGAAUCAGGUACUUAUCGUAAAAGACAAAGCUGAGGCACUCGUCGCUUGUAUCGCCCACGAAAAAGCACUUGCUGAAGAAAAACUAGAAGCUGCUAAGCCAGCACUCGAGGAGGCGGAGAACGCACUGAACACCAUCAAGCCGGCGCAUAUUGCUACGGUCCGUAAGCUGGGAAGACCGCCGCAUUUAAUAAUGCGGAUAAUGGACUGCGUGCUGAUACUUUUUAAGCGAAAGCUGCACCCCUGUAUACCUGAUUCUGGCACUCCAUGUCCCAAGCCGUCCUGGCAGGAAUCAUUGAAGAUGAUGGCUAGUGCAACGUUCUUGCUUCAGCUACAAAACUAUCCAAAAGAUACAAUUAACGACGAAAUGAUCGAUUUACUCCAGCCAUACUUUCGCAUGGAGGACUACAACAUGGAUAUGGCUCGUCGAGUUUGUGGAGAUGUGGCGGGACUAUUGUCCUGGACAAAGGCAAUGGCUUUCUUUCACAGCGUCAAUAAGGAAGUACUUCCACUUAAAGCUAACCUGACUUUGCAGGAAGCGCGUCUCAAGCUUGCUAUGGAUGACCUGGCUGGAGCCGAAGAACAGCUUAGGGAGCGCGAGGUUGCUUUGCAGGCUGUAAAAGACCAAUACGAUAAAGCUGUAGGGGAAAAGCAAAGGCUAACCGAUGCUGCAAACGUCUGCCUGCGGAAAAUGACCGCGGCCACUGCAUUAAUAAACGGUUUGUCUGAUGAGAAACACCGUUGGACUAACCAGAGUAAGGAAUUUAAAAUACAAUUAGGAAAGUUGGUGGGUGAUGUGCUUCUCGCCACUGGAUUCCUUUCCUACUGUGGGCCCUACAACCAAGAGUUCCGCGCCAACCUAAUCAAAACAUGGAUGGGAAUUCUUAAACAGAAAAAUAUUCCUUUCACGACCGGACUCAACAUUAUUAAAAUGCUCGUGGACUCAUCCACAGUAUCCGAGUGGACUCUUCAGGGCCUGCCCAAUGAUGAAUUGUCUGUGCAAAAUGCUCUAAUAGCCACCAAGUCUAGUAGCUAUCCACUACUGGUCGAUCCCCAGACACAAGGCAAAAUCUGGAUCAAGUGCAAAGAGGACAAAAACGAACUACAAAUUACUUCGUUGAAUCAUAAAUACUUCCGUACACAUCUCGAAGACUCAUUGUCGCUGGGGAGACCUCUGCUAAUUGAAGAUGUAGGAAUCGACUUGGAUCCAGUGAUUGAUAACGUACUGGAGAAAAAUUUUAUCAAGUCCGGUAGCAUAGAAAAAGUGCUUGUAGGCGACAAAGAGUGUGAUGUCAUGCCAGGUUUUAUGCUGUAUAUCACAACAAAGCUGCCUAAUCCGGCAUUUAGUCCGGAGGUGAGUGCCAAGACAUCGAUUAUAGAUUUUACUGUGACAAUGCGUGGCUUGGAGGACCAGCUCUUAGGCCGAGUCAUUCUUAUGGAGAAAUCCGAUUUGGAGGCCGAGCGUGUGGCUCUGUUCGAAACAGUGAUGCAAAACCAACGUAACAUGAAAGAACUGGAAGCGAAUCUGUUGUACCGCUUGAGCUCAUCUCAGGGCUCACUCGUGGACGACGAGGCACUCAUUGAGGUUCUGCGGGUCACCAAAACCACAGCUGAGGAAGUCAACCAAAAACUGAAAAUAUCUGAAGUGACUGAACGUAAAAUUAUGAAAGCCCGUGAGGAAUUUCGAGCUGUGGCGAAGCGUGGAUCUAUUCUAUAUUUCCUAAUUGUCGAGAUGAGCAAUGUGAAUGCCAUGUAUCAGAAUUCACUCAAACAGUUUCUUGUCAUUUUUAAUAGCUCCAUAACAAAAUCGACCAAGUCCAGUGUGACUGAGGAACGCAUUAAUAUCAUAUUGCGUUACCUUACGUACGAAGUCUACAAAUUCACAAAUCGCAGCCUCUACGAGCGCCAUAAGCAGCUUUUUACACUUAUGCUCGCUAUAAAAAUUGACUACCACAACGGCACCAUCAGCCACGAAGAGUUUCUUGCAUUCAUUAAAGGAGGUGCUUCACUGGAUCUGAACGCAGUGACUCCCAAGCCAUUUCGCUGGAUUCUGGACAUAACAUGGCUGAACUUGGUUGAAAUUAGCAAACUGGAUACCUUUUCUACGGUGUUGCAAGUGAUUGAGCUUAAUGAGCGCGAUUGGCGCACAUGGUACGAGUGUGAGAAACCCGAGAACGAAGAGAUACCUUGUGGAUAUCAUGUGUUGCUUGAUGGCUUUAGAAAACUUCUUCUCAUACGUUCCUGGUGUCCAGAUCGCACCAUCUCACAGGCGAAGAAGUAUAUUGAAGAAUCUCUUGGUCCUGAGUAUAGCGAAAUGCAAAUAUUGGACCUAGAGGCUACGUGGAGUGAGUCAGAACCACGAACACCCUUUGUCUGUCUCUUAUCUAUUGGAUCGGACCCCACUACGCAAAUAGGAGCCUUGGCCAAGCAGAAGGGCAUAAUACUUAGGUCCGUAUCAAUGGGCCAGGGCCAGGAGUUUCACGCCCGCAAGAUGAUAAUGGAUUCCAUGAGCAGUGGGGGCUGGGUACUACUGCAAAACGUUCACCUUUCCCUGCCUUUCUGUGCAGAGGUCAUCGAUAUGCUGGUUGAAACGGAUCACAUAGAUGAUUCAUUUCGAAUGUGGGUUACCACAGAGCCCCACUCAGAGUUUCCCAUAGGCCUCCUUCAGAUGGCCUUAAAAUUCACAAACGAACCUCCCCAGGGAAUUCGGGCCAGUUUGAAGCGUAGCUAUCAAUCAUUCACGCAAGACUUUUUGGAUUACACAUCGGCAUCGCAAUGGCCGCCCUUGCUAUACACUGUCGCCUUUUUACAUACUAUCGUACAAGAGCGUCGGAAAUUCGGCCCACUCGGAUGGAACAUACCUUACGAGUUCAAUCAGGCAGAUUUUGCAGCGAGUGUGCAGUUUAUACAAAAUCAUUUGGAUGAAAUGGACCCAAAGAAGGGCGUAUCGUGGCAGACGCUCGUAUAUAUGAUUGGCGAGGUGCAGUAUGGCGGACGAGUGACAGAUGACUUCGACAAACGCCUAUUAACAACGUUCACGUCUGUGUGGUUUUGCGAACAGCUGCUCUCCAGCUCAUUUGAGUUCUACAAGGGCUACAAAGUACCAACCACAAAAAAUCUGCAUGGGUUCAUUGAUUACAUUAACAGCCUCCCAGCUUACGACACACCUGAAGUGUUUGGGUUGCACUCAAAUGCUGAUAUUACUUAUCAGAUCAAUUCCGCCAAAGGUAUACUUGAUACGAUACUUAGCGUGCAACCUAAAGAGGGCGGUGGCGGAGGUGGCGAGACGCGAGAGAGUAUUGUUUACCAACUGGCCGAUGAUAUGCUGCGUAAGCUUCCUUCUCAGUAUAAUGCAUAUGAGGUACGUGAAAACCUUGGACGAAUGGGAAUUCUCCUGCCCAUGAACAUCUUUCUCCGGCAAGAAAUUGAUCGCAUGCAACGAGUCAUCAAGCGUGUGCACUCGUGCCUGUGUGAUUUAAAAUUAGCCAUAGACGGAACCAUUGUGAUGAGCCCAGCCUUGAAAGAGUCUCUGGAUGCUAUGUACGAUGCACGCAUACCCGAGUCCUGGAUGAAGAUAUCUUGGGAGUCAACUACGCUGGGUUUUUGGUACACGGAACUACUGGAGCGUAAUGCCCAAUUCCGCACAUGGAUCUCAACCGAUCGACCGAAAGUUUUCUGGAUGACUGGCUUCUUUAAUCCACAAGGUUUUUUGACUGCCAUGAGACAAGAGGUAACGCGAGCUCAUAAAGGAUGGGCUUUGGAUUCUGUUGUGCUUCAAAAUCAAAUAACUCGAUACAAUAAGGAGGAUAUUACAGAGUAUCCCACAGAGGGCGUUUACGUGAACGGACUGUUCCUAGAAGGAGCAUCUUUGGAUCGCCGCACUGGAAAAUUAAUCGAAUCAAAAAUGAAGGUACUGUAUGAACAGAUGCCGGUAAUAUAUAUAUUUGCAAUCAACACUACUGCGGGAAAGGAUCCAAAAUUAUAUGAGUGUCCUAUUUAUCGAAAACCACAGCGAACCGAUUUAAAGUAUGUAGGUUCAAUCGAUUUUGAGACAGAUUUCAAUCCGAAGCAUUGGACUUUACGCGGUGUUGCCCUGCUCUGUGACAUUAAAUGAAAUCUAUUAACAUUGUUAAGAGAACUAAUCUUUUGGUUUUAAAUGGUUAAAAAUCGACGCAGGAAUA